UUGAAAUAGACAAACAGCUGUAUAAUUGGAUUUCGCGUGGUUGUGAGAAGGAAAAGUUAAUAUAUUGUCUGUUUACGUACAAGCAUUAAACAGCAAUGUUCGCGAAAGAAACAAUCGGAGAAGAUGAAGACGGUAAGGCUGAAUCUUUUGGCAACCAGACACAGUUUCCUUCGACGGGAAGAAGGCCCCGGACAAGUUCCUUGCUUCAAAGACUUGGAGAAGAAAGUGAUACCCCCUACCCAGUUGAACAAUAUUCAAUCCCAGUCGACGAGACUGAAAUAAAAGAUCAUCGACAAGUGUACGUGGGUGUUCACAUACCAAUCAAACCGUCGCGAGCACGUCGAAAUCAUCACCGCAGCCAUCACUACCCGUCCGUGAGCAAGAAUAAACCAGGAAGAAGCAACUCUACAAAAAACAAACCACAAAAUGGAGCAGUUGGUCACCAGGCCCCAGCUGACAGAGUUCGAUUCAUUCUUGGAGGUGAUGACAAUGAUGUUGAACGUCAGAUCUUUACGGAAAUGGAUGAAUUGUGUUGUGAUGCAGCUGGAGAAGAAGAGUGGAAGGAGACAGCGAGAUGGCUGAAAUUUGAAGAAGAUGUUGAAGAAGGUGGCAAUCGAUGGAGUAAACCUCACGUGGCCACUUUAUCCCUGUAUAGUUUGUUCGAAUUGCGAAGUUGCGUUCUUAAUGGAACUGUGUUGCUUGACUUGAAUGCAACUACAAUAUCUCAAAUAGCAGAUAUUGUUCUUGAUGAUUUGGUCGCUACGAGGCAGCUUGAUGUAUGCUUACGACCUCGAGUAAGAGAUAUUUUGUUAAAGAAACACAGACAUUUGUAUGAAAGAAGAAAAAGCACACAAAAAAGGAAGACUGGUCUUCCAUCAUUAAGAGGAACAAGGAAAUCUAGUGCUACACUAAGCAAUAUGGAUAAAGCUGAUAACCUUGCAAAAUCCUCUUCAGCAUCACGCUUGCAAGAUCUGGAAAAAUCUGAUUCGAAUUUCCAAAAUUUACCAACCGCUGUGUCGUUGAUUGCGCAAGACCUUGCAAAUGACGAUGUUUCUAAUGACUCUGAUCCAGAAUGUUCGAGGUAUGAUGCAAAUUUUAUGAAAAAGAUCCCUCAAGGAGCCGAGGGCUCUAUGGUUCUCGUGGGAGAAACAGACUUUCUUAGCAAACCAAUGAAUGCAUUUGUUCGUCUGGAAGAUGCUGUAAUUCUUGGCGAUAUCAUGGAGGUUCCUUUACCAACGCGAUUCUUGUUCUUCAUGCUUGGACCAUCUGGACAGCCAGGACGUUACCAUGAAGUGGGAAGAGCGAUUGCUACACUCAUGGCUGAUGAGGUAUUUCAUGAUGUUGCUUUCAAAGCUACAUGUCGUGAGGACAUCACCGCUGGUAUUGACGAAUUUCUUCAACAGGUAACAGUGUUGCCACCCGGGGAAUGGGACCCAUCUAUCCGUAUAGAACCUCCGGCAACAGUUCCCUCACAGGAAAACCGCCGUGUUCAACAGUAUACAAGUGAUGGUGGCAGACAAGGCCGGGAAAAUAGUCUUGGGGCAAAAGGAGGUGGGGUUAAUGGUGGAGGGGGAGAUGAAAGUGGUGAUGACAGAAAUAAUGAACUGAUUAGAACUGGAAGGUUUGGAGGUGGACUGAUUAUGGACAUUAAAAGAAGAAUAAAAUGCUACAAAUCGGAUUUCGUUGAUGCGUUAAACAGCCAGUGUUUAGCGAGUGUGCUGUUCAUUUACUUUGCUUGUUUAGCUCCAAUUGUCACCUUUGGCGGUGUUAUGGAGACCAAGACGAAUCGCAAUAUGGGUGCCAUGGAACAACUAUUAGCCGCUUCAAUCGGUGGCGUUCUGUUCUCACUUUUCUCUGGCCAACCCCUUACAAUACUUGGCGCCACUGGUCCAAUGCUAGUAUUUGAGGAGAUACUGUACAAUUUUUGCGACAAAGCGGAAUUGGAUUACAUGCCAUUUCGUUUAUGGAUUGGUUUGUGGACCACUUUCUAUUGUCUGGUCCUGGUGGUCACUGACUGCAGUGCACUGGUUCGAUAUUUCACUCGAUUUACUGAGGAAUCGUUUGCCACUCUCAUCGGCUUGAUCUUUAUCUACGAAGGUGGAAAUAAACUAUACGAGUUAGCAGGGAAAUACCCAGUACCGAAUGAUCACGUGGUUGAGCAAUCAUGUGAAUGUAUAAAAUCAAGGAGGAUUUUCAAUAAUAUAACAAAAAUCUUAACAACGGAGUACUAUUCCACGAACAAAACAAUUUAUGACUGCGAUCCAAAUAACCAAGAGAUAAUCCAAGGAAAUGGUUGCGGUGGUGCUAUAUUUCUUUUAUCGACAAUUCUCACCCUGGGGACGUUUUUCUUGGUGCUUAAAUUAAAGAGCUUUAAAACUUCACGGUUUUUUCCAACCAAGGUGCGCAAGGUGGUGUCUGACUUUGCUGUAAUCAUAUCUGUUAUUGUAAUGGUUGGAGUCGACGCUGCACUCAAAGUCAGCACACCCAAGUUAAACAUUCCUACAAACUUUCAACCAACAAAUGCUGAUGCUCGUGGCUGGCUUAUCGCACCUCUUGGUAAGAACCCAUGGUGGACUCUGAUUGCAGCAUCUAUUCCAGCACUGCUGACAACAAUAUUAGUAUUCAUGGAUCAACAGAUCACUGCAGUUAUUGUGAAUAAAAGAGAGCAUAAAUUGAAGAAAGGUGCUGGAUAUCAUUUGGAUCUCACAGUCGUUGCUAUUGGAAUCGGCAUUUGCUCCAUUCUAGGCCUACCAUGGGUCGUUGCUGCCACUGUGCUCUCACUGGCUCAUGUCCAAAGUCUGUUUGUUGAAUCCACAUGCACAGCACCUGGAGAAAGGCCGAAGUUUCUGGGAGUUAGAGAACAACGCGUUACUGGAACACUUGUUUUCCUUAUGGUUGGUCUGACUGUGUUUUUAGGGAAAUUUUUGAAGUACAUUCCAAUGCCAGUAUUAUACGGAUUAUUUAUUUAUAUGGGAGUCUCAGCUCUGAAAGGUGUUCAGUUUUUCGAGAGGAUGAAAAUACUGUUUAUGCCGAUUAAACAUCAACCAGACAGAGUGUAUCUACGAAAAGUUCGCAUCAGUCGGAUUCACAUUUUUACUGGAAUCCAAAUGACGUGUUUGAUAAUUCUAUGGGUAAUAAAGGCCACACCUGCUGCAAUUUCCUUCCCGUUAAUGGUGUUAGCUCUAGUGGCUGUUCGGAAGGUAAUGGACAAAAUAUUUACAAAACAAGAACUUGAAGUGCUGGACGAUGUUGUGCCAGAGUCUAUGAAGAGAAUAAUUGAAGAAGCUGAUGAAGUCGAUGAAGGUUCUUUGCAACUUGUAAAGGAAUCCCCAGCAAAAUUGGUGCACAAUGAUAGUGGUAUCAACAUCAGUGAAGAGCUGAAAAAUUGCACCAUAUGGAAAGUGAUGGAGGGCAACCAACAAACUGACGAAGCCAGCGACGAGCCCCGUGAACAUAAAACACCCAAACGUAAACAUAAACAUAAAAACAGACAUAAACAUAAACAUCGUCAUCGUCGCGGAAACGACUACGGCUAUGAACGGAAACUCUCGACUGUUACAGAUAAGCCGGAUUUGGAAAUCUUGGCAAACGAAGAAGAUGAGGAUUCACCAGCAAUCCCACUCGUGACCCUUACGACCUUUGACGAACACGACGCGAAGAAAGACCCGACAACUGAAAGCGACAACACAAAUGGAAAAGCCAUUGUUUACGGCUAACCAUUCUAAACUCGAUACGUUUUCGAAGGAAUCUUCUAUUACACAAGAAUUUUGCGAAAACCAGUUGGCCGAGUCGAAUAAUGAUGAUAAAAAGUAUGGAAACUUGAACUGUAUUGCAAAAUCCUGACCAGUAUAAUUUUUCACUGACACAAUUUUCAUGGCCAGAAAUUUGGCGCUAGAGUUGUAAAAAAAGCUGCGGGUACGUGGGUACCACCCGG
This is a messenger RNA of Dendronephthya gigantea, 3934 nucleotides long. RefSeq names its product sodium bicarbonate cotransporter 3-like. Gene Ontology annotation, cellular component: plasma membrane. The transcript is spliced from 19 exons. Gene Ontology annotation, molecular function: sodium:bicarbonate symporter activity; solute:inorganic anion antiporter activity; monoatomic anion transmembrane transporter activity. NCBI's taxonomy places the organism in Eukaryota, Metazoa, Cnidaria, Anthozoa, Malacalcyonacea, Nephtheidae. Gene Ontology annotation, biological process: bicarbonate transport; regulation of intracellular pH; monoatomic anion transport. The record is from RefSeq and is a predicted model, not a curated record. The coding region runs from base 96 to 3716 and encodes 1206 amino acids.